Ilex paraguariensis (yerba mate) is the source of this 729-nucleotide messenger RNA. NCBI's taxonomy places the organism in Eukaryota, Viridiplantae, Streptophyta, Magnoliopsida, Aquifoliales, Aquifoliaceae. The record is from the annotation of a GenBank genome assembly.
AUGGAGAUGAUGUACACAGAUAUUGCUCAAGCCUUGAGUGCUAAGGGACUCACUGCAAACCUUAGGGACUACUUGACUUUUUUUUGCCUUGGGAAUCGUGAGGGCCAAAAGAUGGGAGAAUACACACCUCUAGAGAAAUCAGAUCCUGAUACUGAUUAUAGCAGAGCUCAGCAGGCGCGUCGCUUCAUGAUCUAUGUUCAUGCAAAUAUGAUGAUAGUUGAUGAUGAAUACAUAAUCAUCGGAUCAGCGAACAUCAACCAAAGAUCAAUGGAUGGUGCCAGGGACUCCGAGCCGCAAAAUGAGAGUGAGGCAAUAAGGAUCCCUCAGUGGCAUCAGGCCAUGUCUAAGGAAUUGCCAGUCUUGCAGAAGAUGCGUUUAUUACCUUAUCAGAUAUGGAGGGGUUGCAAACCUCUUCUUGACGGAAAGACCAUUAUUGAGGAAAAUUCAGACUCACAUUUGGACAUAAGAAAAUAUUUCACUAAACACAUGGUUAAUGAGAAUUUGGGUACGAUCUGGAAUGUUCAUGUGGUUCACACUGACCUCAGUGAAUAUGGAGCAUUGGAUGAGAAGUGCAUCAAAUUGGCAGAGCUUGCUGCCACAGCAGUUGAUUUCCCCAAAACUGGAAAGAUUGUCACCAUGCCAUUUGAACUCAAACCGAAAAUGUAUCCCUACUUUAUGGAGAAAGAGGAAUUUCAGUCAUCCAAGUCAGAAAUUUUGAAGCCUUUUUAG